GGGUAAAGGUGGUGCAGGGGGGGACAAGAAAGAACCUCCAAAAGGAUAUCUUAUACCACAAACAUCUUUGAGUGCUUUUGGCCCAGCCAUGUUACCAAUGCAAGCAGAACCGAUGGGGACACCAAUCAAAGAUCCACAACUACCCUUACUCUACCAUCCUCAAACUCAACCAUUGAUCUCACCUAUCCAAGCAGAUCCUACAGCAAUUCUGGGUCACCAUCAAGCACCAUAUAUGAUGAAUCCUUUCUCAAACAUACCUCUAGCACCAGUUGAGAGUGAUCCUACCAUACUACCUUCAAGUCAUCCUGACUUACCUCUCAUGGCUAGACCUCAAUUGCAGAACCCACUAGCACCAGUACAAAUGGACCCAGCAAUCUUACCACAACAUUUAGAAUUACCACACUUGACAAGUGGACUGCCACAGAUUGCACCAGCUCAUGUAGAACACAUCAAUACACCAUUGAUACAUGACUUUGACACACCUCUAUUGGCCCAUACCCAGUUUCACCCACUUUUAGAACCAGCACAUGUGGAACACCUUGCUAGACCAAUUGGAGAUUCAACUCCUCCUCUUCUUGCUAUGCACCAGUUUCAUCACAUACUCUCACCCGUUCACAUUGAGCACAUCCAACGACCAUACACAGAUACAACUCCACCUCUUAUGGCUCAGCACCAACUGCAUCCUAUGUUAUCCCCUACACACAUAGAAGGAACCCAUCGACCUUAUAUAGACACCACUUUACCCUAUGUAGCUCAAAAUCAAGGACACCCUAUUCUUUCACCCUCUCAUAUUGAAGGCUUGGAUCGUAUUCAUUCCGAUCAAACACCACCCUACAUCACCCAUCAAGAAUUUCAUCCAUUGCUUUCACCUGCACAUAUUGAUGAUGCACACCGUCAUAUGGAUCAUUCACCACCCCUCAUGGCACACCCUAAUAUCAAUGCUGGACCACUUUUUACCCCAGGUUUUGUUGAACCUCAUCAUUCCCCACAAAUUGAUCACUCACCUCCGUUCCUUGCACAUCCAAAUGUCCAUCACAGUCACCUUCUAACACCUGGAUUUAUGGAUCAUAUGCAUGCCCCACAAAUUGAGCAUACCCCUCCUUUCAUGGCAAGACCAGAUGUUCACAAUAACCCUCUGAUAUCCCCAGCGUAUGUAGACACCCCUCAUACACCACAAAUUGACCACACACCGCCAUAUAUGGCAAGUGGCAAUGCAAAUGCAAAUCAUCUAAUGACCCCUGGGUUCAUUGAUGCACCUCAUUCCCCACAAAUAGAACAUACUCUACCAUUUAUGGCUCAUCAUGGUGCUCACCACAUACCACUUUUAUCCCCAGCAAUGGUUAGUGGGAGUCAUGUGUUGCAGAAGGACCACAGCUUACCAUUUCUUUCAUCACAUAUCAAUGGAGGAUCACAUUUACCACUCCUCUCACCUGGCAUGGUAAGUGGCAUUCAUGUAGUGCAAAAAGACCACAGUUUACCAAUGUAUGGUCAUGCCAUUACUCAUUUUUCACCCUUUGCAUCCCAUGGCUUUGGACGAAGUAGUGUACCUAAAAAUCAUACUAACUUCACAUGAAUGACUAGUCCAUCAUUUGCCUCACAUGAAUAGUCUUCAAUGACCACAAUAUGUAUGUAAUAAAUACUGUAUCCCAGGAAAUGACAAGGAAUAGGGUGUAAGCACUGACAUAUUAGAAGGACUUGCAUCUUUAUUUUAUAUACCAAUUAAAUAAGUUGUACUAAAACAAACAAUACAUUUUUAUAUAAAAUACAUUUUGAUUCUUAGAUAAUCUAUAUUGUACAUAAAUAUAUAUAAUUUUCAUACAAUUUGCAAUGCAUGAAUGCUUU
This is a messenger RNA of Dendronephthya gigantea, 1842 nucleotides long. Its product is annotated as early nodulin-75-like. The record is from RefSeq and is a predicted model, not a curated record. The transcript is spliced from 2 exons. NCBI's taxonomy places the organism in Eukaryota, Metazoa, Cnidaria, Anthozoa, Malacalcyonacea, Nephtheidae. Bases 89 to 1573 code for a protein of 494 amino acids.